Molecule: messenger RNA, 734 nt
Organism: Cucurbitaria berberidis CBS 394.84
Lineage: Eukaryota; Fungi; Ascomycota; Dothideomycetes; Pleosporales; Cucurbitariaceae
Exons: 3
Coding region: 130-297 (55 amino acids)
Source: RefSeq, a predicted model, not a curated record
UACAUCACACGACAGACCUCGAAGACAUUUCCUUUCUCAACAAACUUCUACCGCCUUCAUCAAUCUACUAGCAUUCAUCUCCCCUUCAUAAUACACCCUCGGACACAUUCAGCGGCUUAUACAGACCCAAUGGCAUACUCCAAGCUCCUCACCCCGCGCAACCUCACUCUCUUCUCCUUAUUUACUCUCGGCAGCGGAUAUGUCGCGUUCAAAUCAAAGACCCUAGCCGACAAGCGGAGGGAACGCGCUAUUGGCGACUAUAGCGUAUCUGUGGACAGGUCAGGUGGCGGUGUUUGAGCUCACCGCAGUGACGACGGGUACCAUUAUUCACCUAUCGGCGACCACAAGAUAAAUUGUGGCGGUAUCCUAGAUUCUGCUUCAUGCGGGUUGGCGUUAUUUGUUGGACGAAGAAUGUCGUCCGGUUCUUGUCGCUGUUUCUGUUAUGAUUUUGAACAUGGCCCAACGAUACUAGGUCCGGCGAGGAUCUUGCAAUUUGUACGGGUAUCGAAAUCAUCGAUCUAGCGAAAGAGUCACCGUUUAUCGACACUAGAACAACUGUUCCAUGAACUAUCGGGAAGCAACAUGCCCACUGCACCAUCUUUUCCCUGGAGGCUGGCCUGGCCCAGAGCUUCACCUGUGCUAUAUGAGCACGCGCAAAGUUGCACUGUUCGGAAGAAGACCUCUCAACUACCUAGAAACAAUUCAAUUGCGCCGAAAUACUAUUUCAAUCUCAU